CCGGGCGGUCUCUCUCUCUCUCUCAGGCAGACACAAGGCCGCCGCCGGUCGGGGAGAGGCGGGCUCCGCCCCGCCUGAGCAGCUCCAGACGGAGGGAGGCGGCGGCGGCAACAGCAGCAGCCAGAUCCCCUCUCGCUCGCUGGGGACACUCGGCGGGCACGUCUCGGUCUCCUCCUCCGUCGCUGGCGGCUCCUCCUUCCCUCCCUCCCUCUUCGGUCUGCCGUGCAACAGUUUUCCCGAAGUUGCCAGAGGGCGGGGAAGGGAGGCAGUUGCGGGAGCCGGAGGGGGCAGCUGCUGGGCGCGCAGGAGAUGCCCGGAGAAGCCGCUGCCGUCGUAGCUGCUGCUUCCCCGUUUUCCUCUUCGCCUCCGCGGUGUUUCCUGGGUCGGCGGCUGCCCCGCGCUUCGACAGCAGCGCCUGCUCCUCGUGGGCCGGAGCCUGCGAUGUCCCGCUGAAGGCCGGCCGGCGGCUGGGCUCCAUCCAGCAUGGGCGCCAAACAGACCAAGGGCUGCCCGCUGCCCGGCAGCCCCCAGGCCGCCGCCUCGGCCGCCCGCCGGAGGAUGCUGCCGUCGCCCCGGGAGCGCGGCGACUUCUUGGCCUCCCUCGUCGUGCGAUCCGGAGAAAAGUUUGGCAAGGGGGGCGGCGGCGGAGGGGGCGGCGGCCUCCCCCCGUAUCACCGCCGGAUCGGCCUUAUCCAGGACAUGCUGGGGAUGGUCAAGCAAGGCAAGCAGGAGGAGGCCACCGACUUGCUCAAGCACCUGCGCCAGGACCUGGGCAUGGAGUCAACUUCGCUGGAUGACGUCCUGUAUCGCUACGCCAGCUUCAGGAACCUGGUUGAUCCAAUUACCCAUGACCUGAUCAUCAGCCUGGCCAGGUACAUCCACUGCCCCAAACCGGAAGGCGACUCUCUGGGAACAAUGGAGAAGCUCUGCAGGCAGCUGACUUACCACCUGAGCCCCCACUCUCAGUGGCGACGCCAGGGCAUUGUGAAGAGGAAGCCGCAGGCCUGCUUGAAAAUGAUCCUGGUGGGGAAUCCCCGGGACAACACCGUCGACCUGUCGGGCAUCCCCCUGACCCUGAAGGAGCUGGACCGGGUCAUCUCCUACCUCCAGCAGACCUCGGAGUACAUUGAGAGCGUGGAGCUCUGCUUCACAGACCUGACGGACGAGGUGUUCCUGCAACUGCUGCCCGUCCUGAGUGCCCUGCCCCACCUGUCCACCCUCUCCCUCAACGGCAACAGGCUGACCAAGGCUAUCCUGCGGGACCUGACAGAGGCGCUGAAGGACCCCAGGAACUUCCCCAGCAUGACCUGGAUCGACCUGGGCAACAACGUCGACAUCUUUUCCCUGCCGCAGCCUUUCCUGGUCAGCCUCAAGAAGCGCUGCCCCACCCAGGGGAAUCUCCCCACCAUCCUGGAGUUCGGGGAGGGCCAGGUGAGUGACUUGGAGAGUCAGGAGGGUCUGCCUUCCGUGGAUGAGGAUGCAAGUGGCGGCGGCGGCAGCAGCAGCAACAGCAGCGUGGGCACUGCCAGUCCCGGAGAGCUGCAGGCAGGCGAGGCGAUUGAGGUCAGACUGCUGGAGAGCCAGGUGGCAGACCAGGAGGGUCUCCCGGGGCUGCUUCAGACAUGAGGUGCAGGCACCUCUCUCUUGGCCAGAAUGCUCUCGGCAGACACCCACCCAUUUCCCACCCCAAUGACAGCAGCAUCAGCAGCAAGGAUCUUGGCCCCAGACUCCAUGGAUACUGAGGAGGGUCCUCUUGUGAGGAUAAUGAACGAGAGGACAGAAAGAAAUGGUGUCGGGGAGGCAGGCUGCCCCCUUCAGCACAUUAGUGAUGCUCUCGGCCCUUCAACUCCCAAGAUCUUGUGACGAACGCAGAGGGGAGAUCGCUAGUGCUGCAGCCUCUUUAGUUCCAGAGAACGAAAGACAGACUGAGAAGGCGACACCACUGCUGAGCCAGUCUUUGUCCGGUGUAGGUUCCCAGUUACGCAGAACUCUUCACCAGUACUUUCACGUUUGCUCAUUUUCUGUUCCUCAUAGUGGUUACAGAUUGAUUGCUUAGGGGGGAAAAGUUCCCAAGUAUUUUUGUGGUAGAAGUUUCAGGAAAGGAUUUUCAUCCUUGCAUCAAAGGCAGGGGGCCAGUUAUCCCACAGAACUGAGGGAAAUGCUGAUUUUUCAAAUGUUAGGAGUGCAUAUCAUCGGCCUGCAUCCAGGAGGACUGGGAAAUUGCCUUUCUCUCCCCCUUCCUACAUGCAGCAAAGGGACAGACACUGUUCACUAGCACCAACAAUGCAAGAAAUAAGUGGAUUUUGCUUCCCCUGCCGCCAAGUCUUCACAAUUUAACACGCUGGGUUUCAGUGCAGUGAAGGCAGCUGCAAAUGUUGCAGCCCUAAGCCUCGGAUUCUAGGUUGGUUGAUCCAGCAAAGCAGGAAAAGCCAAACUCCCUUUGCUUCCCUCUCCCCUCCAAAGCUGCUGGGGCUUAAGUGUGGCCUGCUUUGCUUCAGGGGUCACCAACAUGCGGCUGCUGGCGACAAUACCAAGAGGGAAUCAAGCCAAUGCUUCCAGAUGUUCAUGUCGCAAUUGUGGUGUGAAAUAGCUGUCGUGUGUCAACAGUCUCUCUGUGUGGUGUCUUCGGUUCUUUUGGAUUUCCCAUCACUGUGACAGAGGAGGAGACCAUAGAGGGGAGUUACUAGUUUACAAAACGCAGCCCUGGGGCCUCCACUAGUGGACCGUUUGCCAGCUAAGGCCUUGCUGAACUUCAGCUCCAUGCGAGCAUAUUAGCUCUUGUCGUUUUCCAGUCUGCCUGUGGACAUGGUAAGCCACCACUCCCCACUCCACCCACCCAGGAUUAAGUCAGUAACCCCAUAUGCAUUAAAUGUUUUAAUUUGGGUAAACACACAAUUUGAAACAGAGGCCCUGCACAAGUCUGCCAGGAUCUUCAUAGAGGAAAGCCUCUUUCAGCUUCCAACACCUCUCUUACCCACCCCAGGGGUGUGGAACCAGGCUUCAGCUGAGGUUUUCCCCAUGGCACAAAUACAACUGAGUUUUCAGUUGACUGGAGUGCCCACUUUUACACUCCAGAGGGACCAACCUAACCCUACCCCCCUCGGUGGCUCCAAAUGUUGUCAUAGUUUGCAUGUAGCUGAAACUGUUUUUAUAUGCUUUGUCAAGCAAGCGUAACAAUAAAAGUAUUUUAUUUAAAUAGAAGGGUUUCUCAGCUGUCUUUCUUAAAGCAACCAUAGGCUUGGUAAUCCUGCAAUAGUGCUCUUAAGAGGCAAAGGCUGCAGCUGAAGCAAGGAGACACUGAACCAAAGAAUGUGCCCUUUCCUCUGCCUACUAGCCAUAGUGGCAAGCACAGGGGGAGGGGGAGUGACAGGAGGUGCUGUGGCAGAGUUGGGGGUGUAACUGCAUGACCAAUGGCCUGUUAAAAGCCCAGGAGGCAACAGCAGGGCCAUUAAGGCUCUUCUCUCACUACCUGAAGCUGGUUGGAAGAGCGAAGGCAGGAUUUUGAGAGCCAGAGAGUGUGACUUCCGUGUGUUCAAACAGCAGUCCAAGCUCUGUUCCAAUUUCUUUGUUUUUGAGAUUUUGCCCUUGUGCAUCUGAAGGCUCUGCAUGCUGGAUUCUGAGCCAGAUACAAAGUUCCCAGGCACAUGAACAGAAUGAACAAAUCCACUGGCUGUCGCUCACAAGAAGCUCCGGCUGUUUCAAAAGAUCGUCCAACAGUACUGCUUAUAUGCCAGCAGCUAAGAUUUAGCCAUCUAUUGGGCUUCUCCCCUUGAAUGGCAUCAGUUGGGGGAGGUAAAGGGAAAGCUGUAUGGCACAAGCAUACCCAAGAGAUGCCACAUUAUUCCUUCCAUUUUCACUCCCUGUGCAGCUUCAGCCUUCAAUUUGUAACCAUCAAUGUGCCUGUCUGCUUGGGAAAUGCAGGCAGGCGCAUUAAUGAAGGCAGCGACAUCCUGCUGCCUGCCAGAUAGUGUGUUUACUGCCUCACAGCCUGCAGCGCUUAACCAUGCCAGUCUCGAAGAGGGCAAAGUCUGUGAUGGGCUCACCAAGGUCUCAGAACCAUCAGCUACCCACCAUUCACUGCACAGGGAAUGAGCACACUGCCCCUUUUGAGUGGACAAGGGAGAUUUCAGGCCCCUCCAUGGAGGCCAGGGUUGCCUUACCUGGAGAGGGGUAUCGAAAGGAGCGGCAGAGUGCCAAAAUUAUGGACACCUUGUGCAUGAGGCUUCCACGCAAAUAGCAUGAGCCUCUCUCGCACUAUUAACUCAAAUUGCUGGUGCCAAAUUAGUUAACUGAACUUCCAUCAGGGAAUCUUAUGGUGCUUUUAAAGUAUCUGCCAAAGGCAUCAAUUCACGCAAAAGCAAUUUUCAAGUUUCUCUCCGUGAGCUGCUGCACUUACAGGUGCCUGAGCAAAUAAGCAAGCUCAAUAGAGGUGGCUUUGGUGCAACACAAAGGACUGCAAUGUCUAAGUUGCCCCCUGGUUACAGGUAGGUAGCCGUGUUGGUCUGGAUCGAAGUAAAAUAAAAAAAUUCCUUCAGUAGCACCUUAAAGACCAACUAAGUUUUUAUUUUGGUAUGAGCUUUCGUGUGCAUGCACACUUCCCUGUCCCACUUAAACUCACAGGAAAGGAGAAUAAAUCCCUCUAGCCACACUGAUCGCCGAAGAAUUGAUGCUUUUGAAUUAUGGUGCUGGAGGAGACUCUUGAGAGUCCCAUGGACUGCAAGAAGAUCAAACCUAUCCAUUCUGAAGGAAAUAAGCCCUGAGUGCUGACUGGAAGGACAGAUCGUGAAGCUGAGGCUCCAAUACUUUGGCCACCUCAUGAGAAGAGAAGAAUCCUUGGAAAAGAGCUCGAUGUUGGGAAAGAUGGAGGGCACUAGGAGAAGGGGACGACAGAGGACGAGAUGGUUGGACAGUGUUCUCAAAGCUACGAACAUGAGUUUGACCAAACUGCGGGAGGCAGUGGAAGACAGGAGUGCCUGGCGUGCUCUGGUCCAUGGGGUCACGAAGAGUCGGACACGACUAAACGACUAAACAACAACAACAGCCACACUUAGCCUCACCCUGAUGGGCAAAAAGACUCCAUGUGGCAAGACUCCCUGGGAAAAAAACCCAAAGAUAAUGGCUACACCACAGGGCCCGGUGCCUUAUAGAUGGUAUUUAACUCCCGCUAGCCCUGUGAGGGUGUUGUGGAUGACAGCUACCAUGUUGCCUAGUGCUAUACAGCAGAAAGGCAAAGGCAAAAACCAUUUAAAGUUCUGAAAGAGCCUGAGAAGCGGUGGGCAGGAUAUGAUGGGCCCCUGAUUGGUCUAUCAUCACCAAGUUUAGGGCAGGGUGUGUGCACACAGAAGUACAGUGGUGCCUUGCUAGACGAAUGCCCUGCCAGACGAAAAUUUCGCUUAACAAAAGGAUUUUCUUAUCGGAGGUUGCCUUGCUAUAUGAUGAUGUUUUCUAUGGCCACCGCUUCGUCUUGCGAAGCGUGGCCAUAAAAACCUCCGAUCAGAAAAUCAGGGCAUUCAUCUAGCGAAAGGGGAACCAGCUGCAGCGUGGGAAGAAGGCAAAGGAAGAUCAGCUG
Zootoca vivipara (common lizard) is the source of this 5569-nucleotide messenger RNA. RefSeq names its product leucine rich repeat containing 75A (gene LRRC75A). The record is from RefSeq and is a predicted model, not a curated record. NCBI's taxonomy places the organism in Eukaryota, Metazoa, Chordata, Lepidosauria, Squamata, Lacertidae.